Molecule: messenger RNA, 693 nt
Organism: Seminavis robusta
Lineage: Eukaryota; Bacillariophyta; Bacillariophyceae; Naviculales; Naviculaceae
Source: the annotation of a GenBank genome assembly
AUGAACCGUGCAGCCGCCGCUCUGUCUACAUCCGCCAAUGGCAGCAAGGGAGCUUUGAUCUUUCUGCAUGGUCUCGGUGAUUCCCCUGCAGGAUGGUCCGAGCUCCAGAGGUCGCUCCCGCAGAUGAAGCCUCGCCUCAAAGAUAUCACCUACGUCUUUCCGCCGGCACCGACGAUUGGCAUUACCAUCAAUGGAGGCAUGCAAAUGCCGGGAUGGUUUGAUCUCUUUGAUUGGCCGAUUGGUGUGGGUUCCAAAGAUGAUCGAGAAGGGUUGGACAAGGCAGUGGCACAAAUCGAAUCGGAGGUUGAAAAGUUGGGAGAAGCAGGUAUUCCUCCCUCCAAGAUUGUCGUUGGAGGUUUCUCACAGGGUGGAGCCAUUGCGCUCUUGACCUGCUACAGAGGGCAAGAAACCUUUGCAGGUUGUGCAGGUCUGUCGGCGUGGUUAACCUUGCCAGGAGACCUGGAUGUUUCCGACAAUGCCAAACAGAUUCCUCUGUUUUGGGGACAUGGUAAAAUGGACGAUAAGGUCCUGUUUGCUCAGCAAGCAUUUGGUGUGGAGAAGCUUCGAAGUCAAGGUGUUUCCGUCGUGGACAAAGCCUACAACAUGGGACACAGCAGCCAUCCAGAGGAAAUGGAAUAUCUAGCCGAAUUUGUGGACAAGGCUAUCUUUGGAGAUGCCAAGUCAGAAUUGUGA